AGCGGAUGACGCCAUUUCUUCCGCGUUGGCCUGGACGUGGCAGCUCCAUCGGGGAAACGGAACCGAGAUACUCCCAUAUUUGUAUUUAUCAGGGUAGAUAACCUGGUGUCUUUCAUUUUUUUUACACAUUUUUCCUUGCGUGGACGUUUUCAAGAUUAUUACUACUCAACAUGGGGCUUUCUAUCUCCAAUUUGUUCACUCGACUUUUCGGCAAAAAACAGAUGAGGAUUCUCAUGGUUGGCUUAGAUGCAGCUGGUAAGACUACCAUUCUCUAUAAAUUGAAACUGGGAGAAAUUGUUACUACUAUUCCAACUAUUGGUUUUAAUGUAGAAACUGUGGAGUAUAAGAAUAUUUGCUUCACAGUUUGGGAUGUUGGUGGUCAGGACAAAAUUCGACCCCUUUGGAGACAUUAUUUUCAAAAUACACAGGGCCUUAUUUUUGUAGUUGACAGCAAUGAUAGAGAACGAGUUCAAGAAUCUGCUGAAGAACUGCAGAAAAUGCUCCAAGAAGAUGAAUUGCGAGAUGCGGUGUUAUUGAUAUUUGCCAAUAAACAAGACUUGCCAAAUGCCAUGGCAGUAAGUGAGUUGACAGAUAAAUUGGGUCUUCAAACUCUUCGUCAUAGAACUUGGUACGUCCAAGCAACUUGUGCCACUCAAGGCACUGGCUUAUACGAAGGACUGGACUGGUUGUCCAAUGAGCUGUCAAAACGCUAAGAGAAGAUGUGAAAGGACAAUCCAGAAUGAGAGAGAACGAGUGUGUCUGAAAAUUUUACCAACAUUUAAACCCUGUUUCAAAUGUCAUUGUCUGUCUGGUAGAACUUGAAGUUAUGGACUUUAAAUCUGCUUUUGAGAUUUUUUUUUUCUUUUUGUUUUUUCUCCCCUUCAUUUUUACCUUCAUUGUAAUAAUGAAAGUCAUGUUGUUUUUCCCCCAUCAUCCCUUCUUACACCCCUUAUUCAUUGCAGCAGAGUAAAUUUUUCAUUUGCAUGUUUUUAAAUAAAAUGGAUAAAAAGUUUAAAAAAAAAAAAAUAAAAAAAUAAGAAAAAGCAGUGUGGCAUUAUCAAAUUUGCAGUCAUUAGCUCAGUGGAAUGUAUUGGAUGCCGACAUAGACAUAAAGCCCUAAAUAGCAUAUAUUCAUACAUAUGUGUGUGAAGUUUUUUUAUUUAUAUAUACAUAUAUUUAGAAAAAUAAACCCCAAGAGAUCUUAUGAUUUUUGUAAAUUCUUCUACUUCAGUUUGAAACACUGCAUGUAAACAUUUUCAUGAUCAAGUUAUUAUUGCUAAUGGAUUAAAACAAAUCACUCUGCUCUGAACCAAUUUAGUGAGAAUAUGGUUUCACAUAGUCUUUAUUUAAUGCACUGUAAAUAUUAUUUGAUAGUUAGGACCAGUCAUAUUGUUCCAAAUCAAGUCCAAAAAGACUAAGUUAUCAGUUAUUUUGAUUAAAGGUGCUGUAGUAGAAGAAAAUGGUGGUAUAGGCUAUAACCAGGAUUUUGACAUUUUAGAAAUUGCUUAAAUUACUGGAAUAUUUAAUAUAGAUUUAUAAAUAGAAAAUCAGUAUAAGUCAAUGGCCAGUGCUGAGUAUUUAUGUAACAUUUUUAUUUGCAGCAAUGUUUGCUUUACAACACCUUGAAAUAGUCACGUAGCCAUUAAUUGAGUGAACCAUACCGUAAAGUUUGUCUGAACUAGUGUGAAAGUGUGUUUGUUUUAUUUUUAUUUUUUUAAAUAAAUAUAUCCAGCAAGCAUUGCAAAAAUCAAGCCUCAAUGAGCUUACAUAGCUGUAAAUGUUGUUUUUGAGGCUGAAUGAUAAAACUAAUAUAUAACAACUGAUAGCAACCAUGUGCCCCCAAAGCCAUACGAUAACAUGGCAAAGCCCUGUAACUAAAAUAUGAUUACUGAUUUUAGAGUAUUUUUAGUUUUUCUUGAAUUGUUUUUUUCUUUUUAUCCCGUCUGUUCAAAUUCAGAGUUUAUAGCAGAGGCACAUUAAUAAUGCAGCAAUAUAAAUGUGGUACAAGAAGAAACUGAGCCGUAUUUAUGUAUAAAAAGUAAAGGAGAUCAAUGAUAAUCUUGUGUCCUGAGAAGCAAGAAAAUGUACUUUCCUGUCCCAUCACUAUAUACUGAAAGAAUCGUCAUUUGCUUUUCCUUAUAUUUAAAACCAAGUCUACUUUAUCAGAAAUUUAACUUUUUCAAAUACAUGUUAAAUUGCUGUAACUUUAGUUUUUCUCCCAGACUUAAACACAUUUUUUGGAACCAUCUUUUGAGAAUAUGGAUUUAGGUUGAAAGGGGUGAUUAGAAUGUUUUGUAGUAAAACAUAGAAGAUGGCAAACAGUUCAGUUUUCAGAAUGUUUUGACACUUAAACACACACAACCUUGAGCAAAUUAAAUAUGGAACAGGGAUUUCUCAAAAUGUAUUGGGUUAGUCCUUAUGUUUUCCUGACACAGUAACACUCCCUUCCAUAUGUAGAAUUAUUUCAAAGAAGACACUUAUGUACCUUUGCGCCUUCUCAUUUUUGAAACUUAUUUAGGAUAUACAAAGAAUAAACGUCAAGUUCUUUGUGAGUUCAUGUAGCUUUACAUCAUAUACGUGUUACUGAAAUUGUGCAUUAAGUAAAAUGAGAAAGUCCUUAAUUUUAGUUAAAUGUAAUUUUUUUUAUUUUAUUUAUAUUGUGAAACCUGCACUCUUUGACCUCGUAUGUUCAAGUUAACAAGUGUUAGUAGUUCUGGUUGACCAGCUCAGAAUGAUCAGCAGUAGGAGCUAUACCUUUGCCACCUUGCAGACAUAGUGCUUAUUUCAGAAUAUUUUAAUCACAGUUUCCUUAAAUUGACAGUAUGUUACUGAUAGAGCUAUCAUGACUUUUCAAAGAAUAUGCAUGUAAGUUAAUUUUUUUUUUUCUGUCUGUUUGGUUGUGGGGACUGUAAACAGUAGAAUAUGAGUAAAUUGUUAUAUUAAAAAAUCAUUUGGACUAAUUCUAUGAAAUGUUUCUGAUUAGUUGUAAAGCACUUGACAGACCUACAUAGACAGUGCGUAGAAGCAAUUUAAAAGAGCCAGCUACAAUAUCUAGUGGCCAUUCUGAUCAAAUAUCUUGGUCUCACAAAUCCAGUCAGUUGCACAAUCUUUAUGGUAGUGUACGUGAGGGAUGUUGACACUCUGGUUUGUAGUUAAAAUAAAGUGUGUUUUUUACUGGUAAUAUUUGAGUGUCUAUGUACAUAUGUUUAAGUACUCAUUUUAAAACUGUUUACAGUAUUUACUUUUCUGGAAUUAUUACAACCAUAUUUGUCUUUCUUUCUCUCUCUCUGGACCAAAACUGUAAUGUGUAAAAAGCUAUGUUACGUGUUGAUGGUUUCUCAUUGAUAAUUUUGUCAUUGUCCUAUUGAAAAUAUCAACAAAAUAGACCAGAUUAUUUUUUUACCCUUCACAUACAUUAAGGUAUACAAGAAAUCAUCUAUCUUCAUUUAUUGGUUCUUGGCCAUGCAAAUUAAUUUUUUUUCAGCCGUAAGGUGAAGUUUUCAAAAUAUAAGGAUUUUAUAUAUGAUUUAAUUAACAUUCUUAAGUGUACUCUAAAAUAAGGGGCACUGGAAUUAAACGUAGUUAUGUCUAAUUUGAUUAUGUUUGAUUGCAUUACAAUAACCAGUUCAUUCCACUAUUUGUUUUAUUUUGCACAACGUAAAUGACCUACAUUUACAAAAAAACAAAUGUUGUUCAGUAAUAUUCAUGUAUUUCUCAGACAAAAUAUUGUACCUUUUCCUUGUUAUUGUACUGUUUGGGCUUUGGAUUUGGUUUUAAUAUGUGGAUUAGUUGUUUUUCUUUUACAAAGAGAACAUCAUUGUUAAACAUGUUUAUGCUGUUUUAUGGCCCACUGCUUUAAAUCUUAAUAAAAAUAAAGACCUUUUCAGGA
Erpetoichthys calabaricus (reedfish) is the source of this 3889-nucleotide messenger RNA. RefSeq names its product ADP-ribosylation factor 4-like. The record is from RefSeq and is a predicted model, not a curated record. The transcript is spliced from 6 exons. Gene Ontology annotation, cellular component: plasma membrane; cytoplasm. Gene Ontology annotation, molecular function: GTP binding; GTPase activity. NCBI's taxonomy places the organism in Eukaryota, Metazoa, Chordata, Cladistia, Polypteriformes, Polypteridae. Gene Ontology annotation, biological process: vesicle-mediated transport; intracellular protein transport. Bases 171 to 713 code for a protein of 180 amino acids.